AUGGGUCGCUCUAUCCUACUCAUCAACGGGCCAAAUCUGAACCUACUUGGAACACGCGAGCCACACAUCUACGGCCACGCUACACUUGAGGACAUUUCUGCCGCUGCAACCACCCAGGCCAAGUCCCUGGGAGCAACCUUAGUCGCUUUUCAAUCAAAUCAUGAAGGUGCCAUCGUUGAUCGCAUUCACGAGGCUCGUGGGAAUGUCGAUGCUAUCGUGAUCAACCCUGGCGCCUAUACCCAUACCAGCGUCGCAAUUCGCGAUGCCCUCCUGGGUGUCGAUAUUCCCUUCAUCGAGCUUCAUAUAUCGAACCCUCACACAAGAGAGUCGUUUCGCCAUGUGAGCUACCUUUCUGACAAGGCUGCGUCCGUAAUCUGCGGCAUGGGCGCCCAUGGAUACACUGCGGCGGUGGAAUUCGCCGCGAACCACUUGAAAAUAAAGGAUACGAAGACGGUUUUGAAGGUGAAUGGUGAAAGUUAG
Messenger RNA from Clonostachys rhizophaga, 480 nucleotides. The record is from the annotation of a GenBank genome assembly. NCBI's taxonomy places the organism in Eukaryota, Fungi, Ascomycota, Sordariomycetes, Hypocreales, Bionectriaceae.